This is a messenger RNA of Amoebophrya sp. A25, 167 nucleotides long. Lineage: Eukaryota; Dinophyceae; Syndiniales; Amoebophryaceae. The record is from the annotation of a GenBank genome assembly.
CGAGCUUCUUCUUCUCUACCAGCACAAGAUCAGAAGCGCGCGACUUCGUCCUCGUGGGGCGAAAAACGUCAAUCACGACUUCGCCGACAACCUUGCUGAUACUUUUGUUGAGAUUCUGACCGAGGUCUUCGAUCUGUACGACAUUGAUGCGGAGCUACAUGACGGCA